UUUGAAUGCAGCGCAGGGUGCAAUCCGGAAAACGGCUACUGUGAAAAUCCUGGGGAAUGCCGGUAAUGAAAUGCCACUCAAAUUAUGUAAUAAAUAUGGUACAUUUCUCUAUCAACCAUGUUUCCUCAACAUAAACAUUACAUUUUCACCCUAUUUCACCCCAUUUCCACACAGUCACGUCAUCACAGUCAGCUAAUUCCAAGUCAGAUUUAUUAUUUAGGCCUACAACUAUAUAAAAAUCAACUUUUUCCCAAUCAAUUAUACAAUAAACACCUGGUGGAAACAUCCAAUAAUAGUCCAGCUGAGUGAGAUUUUUUUUUGUGAAGCAUAACAAUGGUCACAUCAUCUGAAUCAUGUUUUCAGAUGCAGACCAGGCUGGCAUGGUGUAACAUGCAAGCAGUGCAUGCCCUUCCCUGGCUGUCUACAUGGGACCUGUGAGAAAGCAUGGCAGUGCAUCUGUAAAGAGGGCUGGAUGGGGAGCCUGUGUGACCAAGGCAAGUACACUUAUCUCUUAAAUGUCAGUCAGCCAUGACCAGGGGAGCAACAUAGGGUCCUAUAAUAUACAGCUGAAGGUUUCACUGCUAGCACAGACUUAAUGUUAUCUUCUUUUUGUUUACUGAACAAAAAUAUAAAUGCAACAUACAACAAUUUCAAAGAUUUUACUGAGUUACAGUUUAUAUAAGGAAAUCAGUCAAUUGAAAUAAAUUGAUUUGGCCCAGAUCUAUGGAUUUCACAUGACUGGGCAGAGGCCCACCCACUUGGGAGCCAGGCCCAGCCAGUCAGAAUGAGUUUUUCCCCACAAAAGGGCUUUCUUACAGACAGAAAUACUCAGCCCCCCCCCCCCCCCCCCCCCCACCACCAAAUUCUCUAAAAUGACGUUGGAGGCGGCUUAUGGUAGAGAAAUGAACAUUAAAUUAUCUGGAAACAGCUCUGGUGGACAUUCCUGCAGUCAGCAUGCCAAUUGCACAUUCCCUCAAAAGUUGAGACAUCUGUGGCAUUGUGUUGUGUGACGAAACAGCACAUUUUAGAAUGGCCUUUAAUUGUCCCCAGCACAAGGUGCACCUGUGUAAUGAUCAUGCUGUUUAAUUAGCUUCUUGUUAUGCCACACCUGUCAGGUGGAUGGAUUAUCUUGGAAAAGGAUAAAUGUUUACCAACAGGGAUGUAAACAAAUUUGUGCAUAACAUUUGAGAGAAAUACGCUUUUUGUGCGCAUGGCAAAUUUCUGGGAUCUUUUAUUUCAGCUCAUGAAACAUGGGACCAACACUUUACAUGUUGCGUUUAUAUUUUUGUUCAGUAUACAAAAUGUUUUCCAUUAAAAUAACAUCAAAUUGAUCAGAAAUACAGUGUAGACAUUGUUAAUGUUGUAAAUGGCUAUUGUAGCUGGAAACUGCUGAUUUUUAAUGGAAUAUCUACAUAGGUGUACAGAGGCCCAUUAUCAGCAACCAUCAGUCCUGUGUUCCAAUGGCACGUUGUGUUUAUUAAUCCAAGUUUAUCAUUUUAAAAGACUAAUUGAUCAUUAGAAAACCCUUUGGCAAUUAUGUUAGCACAGCUGAAAACUGUUGUGCUGAUUAAAGAAGCAAUAAAACUGGCCUUCUUGAGACUAGUUGAGUAUCUGGAGCAUCAGCAAUCGUGGGUUCGAUUACAGGCUCAAAAUGGCCAGAAACAAAUAACUUUCUUCUGAAACUCGUCAGUCUAUUCUUGUUCUGAGAAAUGAAGGCUAUUCCAUGCGAGAAAUUGCCAAGAAACUGAAGAUCUCGUACAAUGCUGUGUACUACUCCUGUGUACUACGCCUAAGUGAACAUCCCGGAGUCGCCUCUUCAUUGCUGACGUUGAGACUGGUGUUUUUCGAGUACUAUUUAAUGAAGCUGCCAGUUGAGGACCUGUGAGGCGUCUGUUUCUCAAACUAGACACUCUAAUGUAUUUGUCCUCUUGUUCAGUUGUGCACCGGGGCCUCCCACUCCUCUUUCUAUUCUGGUUAGAGCCAGUUUGCGCUGUUCUGUGAAGGGAGUAGUACACAGCGUUGUACGAGAUCUUCAGUUUCUUGGCAAUUUCUCUCAUGGAAUACCCUUAAUUUCUCAGAACAAGAAUAGACUGACGAGUUUCAGAAGAAAGUUAUUUGUUUCUGGCAAUUUUGAGCCUGUAAUCGAACCCACAAUUGCUGAUGCUCCAGAUACUCAACUAGUCUCAAGAAGGCCCGUUUUAUUGCUUCUUUAAUCAGCACAACAGUUUUUAGCUGUGCUAACAAAAUUGCAAAAGGGUUUUCUAAUGAUCAAUUAGCCUUUUAAAAUGAUAAACUUGAAUUAGCAAACACAACGUUCCAUUGGAACACAGGACUGAUGGUUGCUGAUAAUGAACCUCUGUACGCCUAUGUAGAUAUUCCAUAAAAAAUCAGCAGUUUCCAGCUACAAUAGCCAUUUACAACAUUAACAAUGUCUACACUGUAUUUCUGAUUUAUUUUAUUUUAUUUUAAUGGACAAAAAAAAUGAUUUUCUUUCGAAAACAAGGACAUUUCUAAGUGAACCCAAACUUUUGAACGGUAGUGUAUAUAUAUAUUUAUAUACAUUUACAUAACUUCCUUUACCAUCUGUUUGAGGGUGGGCAGGAACGAUAAAGAAAAUACGCUUUCCUGCCUUUGAUGGCUCUAUCUACUGCACUAUCUUAAAGGCGGAGAGGUGUAACAUGUGGUCUGCUGGUUUGUUUGUUUUCAAUUGACCUUGCGAUGAUAAAAUCAUAACAGGCUCUGUGUGUGUGUGCGUUUGUGCAUGCCUGCGUGUAUACAAGUUUUGUGUGUGUGUGUGUGUGUGUGUGAUGACCUCUCCCAACAACACGCUCUGCUUUUUCUAGAUACCAACCAGUGUAAAUUGUGCAUUGAUAACUCCACCUGCAUCGAGACUGGCCAUGGAGGAUACCUCUGCAUUUGUCCACCUGGUUACACAGGAGUGAGCUGCCACCUGAAAAAGGAACCAUGUCUAACAAGCGGGUACGAAAAUCUGAUAUGGUUUGCAUUAUCUUAAUUAAAACCUUUAAUUAAACUCUGGGAAAUCGCUUAAUCUCUAAAGCUUUUUCUAUACCAGAUUACUUGCUAUUGAAUCCAUGGAGUGUCAUCCUUCCCACCUAUCAAAUCAAUACAGGCUUGUCUCCGGAGACUGAUUAUACAACCUGCCUGCCAGCCAGCCUCACUGUCCCACUAUCUUAGCUCUUUGUUAGACUGUGGGUCCUUUCUCUUCAGUCGACAAUCAAUCAUUUCAGUUCUAUUUAAAUCUUCGAACUGAAAUGACUUUUGCAUGGACAUGUAUAGUACCUUUCUUUUUUGGGGACUUUGAGAAACAAUCCUAAAUACCGAGCUCACAAUGGAGCUCAUUAAUCCUGGAGCUUCAUUAAGCUUUGAAAGGGCCCAAAAAAUGUCAAGUGCUUUUUUUUUUUUGCACUCACUGUGUAUAACAGUAUAACAUGAUUAAAAAGGCAUACUGUUUGAAUGGCUGUGAGCAUGGGGCUAUGAGCACAAUACUGGCUAAAAACAAAAUAUAUAAUUUGACCAAGUUUAUGAGAAAUGGUCACAUUAAAGACAAAUCUAAAAAGCUCUAUUGAGCUGUAUAUGUUGCCAUAAGCCAUUGUACAGCUUUAUACUGUGGACUUAAAUAGAGAUAAAUCAAACUGAACUGCUUUGCCCUUCAGCUCUCCCUGCCAAAACGGUGGCACCUGCGUCGAUGCCAAUGGCUUGGCAGCCUACCCCUCCUGUGCCUGUCCCCUCGGAUUCACUGGAGACUUCUGUGAGAUUGACACUGACAGCUGUGAUCCCAAUCCCUGCCUCAACGGGGGCAACUGCACUGACCAUGGCCCCGCGUUCACCUGCGCCUGCCCCAUGGGCUUCAACGGCCCCACCUGUAACGACACACAUGUGGACACCCUCUUUCCCUGUAGCAGGGCCCCCUGUGGAAACAGGGGCACCUGCGUGGUGGGGAGCCAAACGGAUAGGGCUGGCGCAUACCAUUGUCUGUGCCCCCCAGGGUUCACAUUCAACGGGCAUAAAUGUACGCCUACCCAGCAGCCACACAGGCCCAAAGCCAAACUCAGGCCGGCCAAACUCUCUCCACAACACCACAGCCUACCUGCCCACGCAUUCCAUAAACUACUCAGGCCUCUCGAGAGGGAUCUUCUUAAGAUCACCCUGAAAGAGACGGUUCACGCGCCCUCUGCCGCCAGCCUGGUCACCCGCAGUCAGCUCAUCUGUUUUGGGAUGCUGGGCCUACUCAGCUGCAUGGUGAUCCUGGGAACCACGGGUAUUAUCUUCAUCAACCGCUGCGAGACGUGCAUGGCCAACGCCAAGUACAGCCAGCUGGUUCGCCAGCAGAGAGAGCACUUGUUGAUAGCCAAUAACGGCGACUAUGAGGGAGGCCACUCGGUCAACAUCAUCCUCCCCGAGAAGAUCGAGCUCACCAGCUUUGGGAAACACUACAUGUCCAUC
Molecule: messenger RNA, 4464 nt
Organism: Coregonus sp. 'balchen'
Lineage: Eukaryota; Metazoa; Chordata; Actinopteri; Salmoniformes; Salmonidae
Source: the annotation of a GenBank genome assembly